Molecule: messenger RNA, 2380 nt
Organism: Pseudomassariella vexata
Lineage: Eukaryota; Fungi; Ascomycota; Sordariomycetes; Amphisphaeriales; Pseudomassariaceae
Exons: 3
Coding region: 310-2166 (618 amino acids)
Cellular component (GO): lipid droplet
Source: RefSeq, a predicted model, not a curated record
AUGAAGCCCCGGUUAACGCGUUCAACGACAGCCGUUACGAAACCUUGAGGGGGAGGUUAGCACGUGCUCGGGUUGUCAUCCCCCGACUUUACCCUACCCAUGAACGGGCACAAUCCAACCACUGACGACUGAACGAACCCCAAGGCAUCUUCAAUCGCUCUUCGCCAUCGCCAAAUUACAGAAUAACGUGAAGUCUUCGUCCUCGAAACGCGCCUUCAAUGCGUCGGCUCGUCUAAGUUCGAAUUGCCGCUUCCCAAGGCGUCGAAGCGUCCCGCACGUUCACCUCGAUCCGACCACAACCAACUCGUCAUGGCCGCGUCCCGGCGAGGCCAGCCCGAGCUGCGCGUCGGGCUCCCACCUCCAUCCCCGGGCACCCUCUCGUUAGCGGCGCUCCCCGAGUUCCCUCCCAUCUCGGCCCUGUUCCUGAUCGAGUUCGACGUGAAGGCCGGGUACACACUGUCGUGGAAGGCGGCGCAACCGGGCGUGGAGCUCGAGGGCGUCGUCGAGUACAAGUCGCUGCCAUCGGGGCUCCAUACCGUCUCCGAGGACCUCAUCUACUUCGUUCACGAUGGCUUCGCGGGGCUGAGCGCCUUUGUCAAUGCGCCGUGUGAGGACAGCGAGGUGAGGAAUGCGCGCAUGCUGGCCGUCGGUGUGCUGGUGCCGCUGAGCUAUGGACGAUUGGGCAGGGCGUGGAGACAUGCUGAGUCGUUAAAGGACAUGGCCUCGAAACUUGCUGCCAAUGGUAAGGAGAUGGACGUACUACAACAGUACUGGGAAUCGCACCAAGCAGCGCGUGUCGAGAAUGUACAGCAGACUGCGAUGGCUUCGAAGGAAUCCCUAGAUACCGCAUCUGUUACCUUCCAGGAGCAGCCGAAAACACCGCGGCGGCAUGGCCAUACUAGGAACCGGUCUGCCAGUGAUGGGACGGCGUUACUACUGCCAGGACACAAGCUUUCGCCUUUUCACCCAGCGUGGAGCCUCACGGCUUUGCUGGAUACCUUUGGACCCCUGAUAUUUCCUAUACAUCGCGCCGCGUUACUUAGGAAACGUAUUCUCGUAUCUGGGCAUGCUCCUGUACAAGAAAUGUGCAACUUUGUCUACGACAUAUCCAUAUUCUCCAACAUCCCACUCCAAACAUAUGAUCUGCUACCGCCCGACCGACCAGCGCCCCGGUUGCGGCCCUUGUUCACCGUUGGCGUGCAUGACAUACCACUUCUCGUAGAGGAGGCGAAGCCAGUAAGACCCGACGACCAGCCCACAGACCGAGAACCUGAGUUGGGCACCGGGUGGAUCGCCUGCACCACAGAUAGUAUACUUGCCAUGAAGGAUACUCUUUGGGACAUGUUGAUAACCAUGCCUGCGCCCCACGCCCCGGCAGCCAAGGACCACGUCUGGCCCAGUGUUGAGUGCCCACGCGGGACGCCUAUCAAAGCGACGCAACGAGAUCUACGUCGUUUCCACGCCCUCAAAGCCGGCCUCAAGCGCAUGCAAGUUAGCGACACCGCUGUAGAGAGCCCACCCACUACACCUCGUCAACCACAAUUAUCUCGAAGCACAGCUGAAAACGAGCACUGGCUAGAUGACGCUGAGCAGAUCAUCGAGCCGCUUUCCUGGUCCGCACUGGCGUACAAUGGCUUCAUGUGGUGGGCGUCAGCAGGGGAGCAGACACGGUCUGACGAAGCCGAGGAAUCGGCUCAGGAUGCCGCAUUGCUAGCUGAUAUUCCCGCAUCGAUGAGCAUGAGCGUUCCCCGUUCGGCAGACCUAUCGACGCCCAUCACGUCCCUCAACCCGCGGCGUCUCUCGUCGACCAUGGGGUCCGUCUCCCUGGCACCAGAGGAGGCACGCACCGAAGUGGCUAUUGUCCAGUACUUCCACCGUCUGACAUCGCAGAUCUUGAAGAAGGUUGCGGACGUGGUGGAGGACCACACCGAUUGUGAGGAUGAGGAUAGUAAUGUAUCGGAUGAAGAAAUUCUGCUCGGACCGGGCGAGGAGGAGCUCGAGGGGCGGGGUGUCAGAAUCAGUACUGAUGCGCUCAGGAGCAUGGGGCUUGAUAUUUGGAGUGCAAGUGAUGCGGAAUUUGUCAAAGAGGCGGUGGUCGUCUACUUUGGGCGGGAGGCGUUUGUUGAGGGUAAGGGUAUCGAUGUAUGCGGUGUGCGAGUAUGUUAAUAUGAACUUGCGCACGUCUGCUAAUGCUUGUAAGCUGGGUGAUGGGUAGGAUCGAAUGCAUCAUAGAGGAUGAGAUAUUAUACUUUGGAAUAGCGCCUCGAGGGAAUAUCAACUUAGAGACGACCUGCCAGCUUUUGGCGGGCUGGGGAGGUUAAUACGUUAUAUCCAUAGCGUCUUAUGUUGUUGUACACAUUGGGGACUAUUCUUUACGGGU